This is a messenger RNA of Anopheles funestus (African malaria mosquito), 839 nucleotides long. RefSeq lists its product as uncharacterized. The record is from RefSeq and is a predicted model, not a curated record. NCBI's taxonomy places the organism in Eukaryota, Metazoa, Arthropoda, Insecta, Diptera, Culicidae. The transcript is spliced from 2 exons. Bases 348 to 839 code for a protein of 163 amino acids.
AAGCCAACUUGCGUGUCGUCACAGUCAACGUUUGCAGUGUUCGUGGGCGCCGCAAGUACGUAAAGCUGGCGAUUAAUGAAACUCCGGCUGAGCUUCAGCUAGAUACGGGUUCCGAUAUUUCGAUUAUCAACCGGCAAUUGUGGCAGCGUAUCGGAAAACCAGCAUUGACACAACCUGCAGUUCAAGCUAAAACCGCUACAGGAGCAGGAUUGCAGAUAUGUGGUGAGUUUCAGGCCAAUAUCAAGAUCGGAAGCAUUACGAAGACGGCUACAAUCCGAGUAGUGACGGUAGACAUAUCGCUACUGGGAGCAGAUCUGAUCGAGCUUUUUAAUCUUGGUUCAAUCCCAAUGGACAGUUUUUGUAACAAGAUCUGUAAUGUAGCAGCUAUACCCAGUAGCAUACAACAGCAGUUUCCAGCAGUUUUUAGUGGAACGGGGCUAUGCACUAAGGCUCAAGUGCAGCUUCAUUUAAAGCACGACUGUCGACCAGUUUUCAGCCCAAAAAGACCAGUAGCAUACGCGAUGCAAGAAACAGUGGACCAGGAGCUAGAUCGGUUAGAAAAAGCAGGUAUUAUCACACCUACCGACUAUUCAGAAUGGGCAGCUCCAAUAGUGGUAGUUUGCAAAGCAAAUGGCACCAUUCGUAUCUGUGGCGACUAUUCCACUGGACUAAAUUCGGCUCUAAAAUCACACGAACAUCCACUACCAGUACCGGAAGACAUAUUCGCAAAAUUAGCCCAUUGCGAAUAUUUCAGCAAAAUCGAUCUUUCGGACGCUUUUCUGCAAGUAGAAAUCGAGGAACAGUAUCGGCCACUACUAACCAUCAACACUCAUCCAUAG